Elephantulus edwardii (Cape elephant shrew) is the source of this 597-nucleotide messenger RNA. It is a transcript of the gene VAMP1, whose product is annotated as vesicle-associated membrane protein 1 (synaptobrevin 1). Gene Ontology annotation, biological process: vesicle-mediated transport; SNARE complex assembly; vesicle fusion. The record is from RefSeq and is a predicted model, not a curated record. Gene Ontology annotation, molecular function: syntaxin binding; SNAP receptor activity. Gene Ontology annotation, cellular component: plasma membrane; SNARE complex. Bases 138 to 494 code for a protein of 118 amino acids. Lineage: Eukaryota; Metazoa; Chordata; Mammalia; Macroscelidea; Macroscelididae. The transcript is spliced from 5 exons.
UCCACCGCAGCUACAUCUCCGGGUGGUCAGCCGGAGCGGAGUUCGGGAGUUCCGUAGACUCUACCGCAGCUGUCCCCCUCUGCUGGCUUUCUCGCCGCAGCCUCUGGAGGAAACAGGCCCCGAAUCCUGUCAGAAAAAUGUCGGCUCCAGCUCAGCCACCCGCCCAGGGGGAAGAAGGGGCUGCCCCAGGUGGGGGUCCCCCAGGUCCCCCUCCUAACAUGACCAGUAACAGACGACUACAGCAAACCCAGGCACAAGUGGAAGAAGUGGUGGACAUCAUGCGUGUAAAUGUGGACAAGGUUUUGGAGAGGGACCAGAAGCUGUCGGAGCUGGAUGACCGAGCUGAUGCCUUGCAGGCGGGAGCGUCACAGUUUGAGAGCAGUGCUGCCAAGCUAAAGAGGAAGUAUUGGUGGAAAAACUGUAAGAUGAUGAUCAUGCUGGGAGCCAUUUGUGCCAUCAUCGUGGUAGUUAUUGUAAUCUACUUUUUUACUUGAGAAUGUGCCAUCCCUACCCUGUUCUCCAUUGCCAUCAGAACUCAUGCUCCUCUCCCUCUGUUUGCUCUCUCAAUGAACUCCCCCAUCUGCCUUCUUACAUCCC